UUCUCAUUGUGACUGUGUGUGAAGAAAUUUGUGAAGCUCGAUAGAUAAACUGCAUUAAUGGAGAUGAUGAUAGACGGAGAAGGGGAGGCAAUUGUGUUCUUUGAUUUGGAGACAACAUUUCAGGAUCGGGUUCUGUUAGAAUUCGGAGCCAUAUUUGUAUGCCCAAGGAGGUUGAUCGAGCUUGACAGUUAUUCAACCCUGAUCCGACCCGCUGACCCAUCAUUCUUGGAUACCUUCUCGGGUCAUCAUGGCAUCACCAGCGCAGACUUAGCUUCUGCCCCUCUCUUCUCUCAAGUUGCUGACGACAUCUACCAAAUCCUCAAUGGGCGAAUAUGGGCUGGACACAAUAUUAAGGAAUUUGAUUGUCCUCUUAUUAAGGAGGCGUUUACUGAAAUUGGUUGGCGAGCACCAAGAUGUAGGCAAUUGAUUGAUUCGCUUCCAUUGUUAACAGAAUGGUUUGGAAGGAGAGCUGGUAAUAUGAAGUUGUCUAGUCUCUCAGCUUAUUUUCGGUUUGAAGAGCAACCACAUAGGAGUUUGCCUGAUGUCCGGAUGAAUCUUGAAGUUCUCAAGCAUUGUGGAGCUGUUUUAUUCUUGGAGUCUAUUUUUCCUCAAGUACUUCAAAGUUCAUGGAUUUCUCCUGAAGAAGUUUCUUCUACUUUUGCAAUCCCUUAUGAUGGAAACCCAAGAAUAAUACAUAUUAUGCACAAUGACAUUGAUUUGAAGCUGCAUUGUAGUCGCCUCAAGGUGCAGCUUGGAAUUAGAAAGACUGAUGAUGCUAAUCGUCGACUCACUUUUGUGGUGGGUGCCUCUUCGCGUUUACGUGAAGUUCUGGAUAAGUGUGAUAUUCUUGUUGAGCAGUGGUACAAGGAUCGCGGUGGUGACUCAGAAUGGUUGCCUGUGGUUAACAGAAAAUAUCAGAGCGUUCGAUUGCGCUUGAAAUCUGGAGUGGAUGGUAACACUGUUCACUGGAGGACGCAGAUAGAGAGAUAUCACUAUGAAUCUUCCACCUUCCAAAGAGUUGAGUCUAGUAAUUUUGACUCCGCGGAACUAGCGAGCUUGUUCAAUCCUGGGACCUAUGUGGAUGCAUUUUUCUCUUUGGAAACCUUUGAUUAUAUGGAGAAAGUAGGUAUCGGCUUAGUGGCCGAUAAGUUGAUUAUACUUCACCAGUGAUUUGGUCACUCUAGCUUAUGUUAUGUUAUGCAUUACCCACCUUGAGUAUUCAUUGGUCGGUAUGUUACUACUUCUAACGUAUUAUUUUGGCUUAUCUAUUGUAAAAUUGAUAUGAUGCCCUGUAGAAAGUGAACCUUACUAUUUUUCUGAGUGUACCAAGUAUUAACACUUCAGUCCCUUCAAGAUUACGCUGAUCAAGUGGAUACCAAGGGAUUGGAUGAGUUUGGUUUAUCUGCUUUUUAAAAUCGACUUUGCCCUUGUUAUAUUUUAUGUUGUUAUGAAAUAUUGUACUAAAUGAAUGAUUAUUCCUUGUUGAAACCUUCUGUUUUCUGCC
This is a messenger RNA of Nicotiana attenuata, 1504 nucleotides long. Its product is annotated as protein NEN1-like. The record is from RefSeq and is a predicted model, not a curated record. Lineage: Eukaryota; Viridiplantae; Streptophyta; Magnoliopsida; Solanales; Solanaceae. The transcript has 6 exons. Bases 58 to 1170 code for a protein of 370 amino acids. Gene Ontology annotation, molecular function: nucleic acid binding; 3'-5' exonuclease activity.